GGCAGCUGCCAGAUUACACCCAGACAGCAAGGUGUCACAGACACAGAACCGGCUAAGUCUACCUGAUACGUCGCCCAUCAAAGGAUCCUUCCAAUUCAAUCUCCCAGCCUAGGAAUACUAUCUGUCAAGAUGUCUAUCAACAUGGGCGUAACACCAGACUACGAAGACUACGAUGGCAGCACCAGCCUGACCACUGAGGAUCUGGAGUCUCCGUGUGACAAGGGCAUCGUGCGCUCAUUUCGGGGUUACUACGAGCCCCCCCUCUACUGGACGAUCGUGGUCCUCGGCGGCAUUGGCAACAUUCUGGUGGUGUGGAUCUACCUGCACUUCCGCAACCGGCUGAAGACCAUGACCGACGUGUACCUGCUCAACCUGGCCGUGGCUGACCUGCUGUUCCUUGGGACCCUACCCUUCUGGGCGUCGGACGCCGUCCAGGGGUGGACCUUCGGCUCCGGGAUGUGCAAGAUGGUGUCGGCCGUCUACAAGAUCAACUUCUUCAGCAGCAUGCUCCUGCUUACCUGCAUCAGCGUGGACCGCUACAUCGCCAUCGUUCAGGCCACCAAGGCCCAGAACUCCAAGAGGAAGAGGCUCUUCUACAGCAAGGUGGUGUGUCUGUGCGUGUGGGUGCUGGCCAUUCUGCUGGCCAUGCCAGAGUUCCUUUUCGCCACCGUCAAGGAGGACUACGAGAAUAACUCCUUCUGCACCAUGGUCUACUUGAACAACCAGAACAACCGCACCAAGAUCCUGGUCCUCUCCCUGCAGAUCUGCAUGGGCUUCUGCCUGCCCUUCCUGGUCAUGUUCUUCUGCUACUUCAUCAUCAUCCGCACCCUGUUGCAGGCCAGGAACUUCGAGAAGCACAAGGCUCUGCGGGUGAUCCUGGCCGUGGUGGCUGUGUUUGUCCUCUCGCAGCUGCCGUACAACAGCGUGCUGGUGGUGGAGGCCGUGCAGGCGGCCAACACCACCAUGACGGACUGCCAGGAAGCCCAGCGCUUCGACAUCGCCAGCCAGGUGUUGACCAGCCUGGCCUACACCCACAGCUGCAUCAACCCCUUCCUCUACGCCUUCAUCGGGGUACGCUUCCGCAAGGACCUGGUCAAGGUGUUUCAGGCAUGUACGUGCAGACAAGUCAAGUUCAGCAAAGCGUCAGGAGGCCCCAAGAGGUCUUCUGUGAUGUCAGACACCGAAACCACCCGGGCUCUGUCAUUGUAGCCCCGAGAGAUGCUCUGUAUCCACUUUUAGUCACGCGGGCAGGUUUUGGCCUACAGGACUACGUCAGCAUGAUGAGCCAGAACUGGCCUGAAAUCGGUUCCUCAGCAAUACUGUCCUAGUGCUGAGUUUUUUUGGGGGACUGUAAUGGGUCAGUUCAGGGAAAAAUGUAAGGAUGUGACAAGCCCUUUCUACUGGGAAAGCUCGAAAAGACUGAUAUGCGGAAAGUAUGAAUAUAAGAGGCAGAUAGUUUCUUCAUCAGGGACAAUGGACUUGGCCUCUUAGAAAGAAAAUGGUGGAACUCUUUCAUAAUAUGGUUGUUUGCUCUAUUGCAGGCCUCACUGGAUGAGGUCUGAGUGUGGGGACUGGAAAGCUACAAGGAAUUCCCCUAAAAUAUCUCUCUAAAAUUACCACAUCGCAUCUUUUACUUUUCAUUUUGUUUCUGGCAGCACUUGCCCUACCUUGAAAACCACACCGUUCUUUCCGUUCUUUUGACUUUCCUGAAUGUCAAAAGAAAAUGUUUUUAAGCUAUUCUUCUCUCUAGACACUGGUCAAAAUAUCUGGUCAAAAUAUCUCCAACACCCCAGGGCAGUGAUGGGGACACUGUGCUGUUAGAGUAGCUGUCUUCCAGAUGAGAUGUUUGUGUACUUAUUUAAAAAGCUUUUUGCUUUUGAAUGUGCUGUUCGAUUUGUACUGUAAAAUGCUGCUUUUCUCAGGACACAUUUCUGUUUUAUACUGUCUUGUCUGUUUUUUAUACUUGUAAAUAACAACAAAUAAAUCCAAAAAAAUUCAACAAA
This is a messenger RNA of Conger conger (European conger), 2003 nucleotides long. It is a transcript of the gene ccr9a, whose product is annotated as chemokine (C-C motif) receptor 9a. Gene Ontology annotation, molecular function: C-C chemokine receptor activity. The record is from RefSeq and is a predicted model, not a curated record. Gene Ontology annotation, cellular component: membrane. Gene Ontology annotation, biological process: chemotaxis; G protein-coupled receptor signaling pathway; immune response. NCBI's taxonomy places the organism in Eukaryota, Metazoa, Chordata, Actinopteri, Anguilliformes, Congridae. The transcript has 3 exons. The coding region runs from base 130 to 1209 and encodes 359 amino acids.